Messenger RNA from Leptosomus discolor (cuckoo roller), 441 nucleotides. NCBI's taxonomy places the organism in Eukaryota, Metazoa, Chordata, Aves, Leptosomiformes, Leptosomidae. The record is from RefSeq and is a predicted model, not a curated record.
AUGAAUAUACAGCUUGAGAAGAUGAGGCAAAAACAAGAAUGUGAAAGGAGGAAAAGAAUAGCUGAAGAGAAGCACAAGGAGUGGGUCCAAAAAAAAAGAGAAGAGGAAAGAAGGGAAAGGGAACGGAAGCUGAGCAAAGAAAUGGCAGAAAAAACCACAAGGGAACUAGAAAAAAUGCAGUUACGAGAAAAGGCUGAAGUAAAGUAUAAAGAAUGGUUAAAGAAGAAGAGAGCUGAAGAGGUAGAAAAGAAGAAGAAAGAGAAGGAAAAAGAAAAAGAAAGGGAAGCCGAGCUACAGGAGAAGAAAGCAAGAUCAGAGAAGGUCUUUAAGGAAUGGCUACAUAAUGCUAGAAAUAAACCACGCCCUGUUUUGAAUGGUUAUGGCUUCCCGUGUGGGAAUUCUACAGGUUUGUACUUCUACUACACAUGUGUAGUCACUUAG